AUGGAAGGGUAUAACUUCGGCGAGGUGCACAUUUUUGAUCAAACUUCUGAUACGGAACUGACUCCUGUAAAAAUUUUCAAUGCGGCUACAGGCUUCGAAAAAUUAGUAGAGGAGAUUAUUGUUCGUGAAUCCAUACGCUACGCUCAUCAUAAUGGAAGAUCUUUUACGUUGACUGAUGAAGAAGCCAAAGCUUUCUUCGGCAUGAACUUUGUGAUGGGGUAUCAUUGUUUACCUACAUUCAGGAGCUAUUGGUCUACAGAUCCUGACAUGGGAGUUCCUUACAUUGCUAAUGUGAUGCCUAUAAACCGCUUUGAAGAAAUACGUACGAACUUGCAUUUUAGUGACAAUUCUAAUGAACCUAAUAGAACCGAUCCGUCUUAUGAUAGAGCAUUCAAAAUACGACCUGUUAUAGAUCAUUUCAACCAUGCUUUUCAAAGAGCUAUGGCUAACACCAAAACCCAGGCAAUAGACGAACACAUGAUCAAGUUCAAGGGGCAUAACAUAAUGAGGCAGUACGUAAAAAAUAAACCAAUAAAAUGGGGGUUCAAGAUGUGGUGUAGGGCAUGCUCUUCCACGGGCUAUUUAUUUCAGUUUGAUUUGUAUACUGGGAAGAAAAGAGGUGGCAGUGAAACGGGAUUGGGUGAUUAUUUGCUUGUUAAAAAUAUGAAUCGUGGAGAUAUUUUUGCAGCCAGCAGCAAUGGAAUAUCUUUCAUUAAAUGGAUGGAUAACAAAGCCGUGUUUCUGCUAACAAAUUUUUUAUCACCCAUACCUACGACGAUAGUCAAGAAGCGUGUUUCUGGUAGUGCUGAAAAGGUGAAUGUAAUUUGCCCUGAAGCUAUAAUAAAAUAUAAUAAACAUAUGGGAGGGGUCGAUCUGAUGGACCAGAAAAAAGUAUACUAUGAAGUGGAUCGAAAAGCAAAAAUAAAAUACUACCUAAGGUUGUUUUUUGACUUACUAGAUAUUGCGAUGAAUAAUUCAUAUGUGAUUUAUUGCAAGCUGCAUGAAGCAAAACGUAUUGAAGGAACUCUGCUUACGAGCCUAGAAUUUCGCCAAGUAGUAGCUCGGUCACUUAUUGGUAGCUUUUCGUCUCGACAAAGAUCUUUGUCGUCAGUUGUUAUGACGAAAAAGCGAAUUUCUUAUACACAGAAGCGCGGUACACCUUCACAGGUAAUGGUAAAAGUAAGUAACAGAAAAAGAUGCGUACAGUGGGCUAAAAGCCGUAUAGAGAAUCGCACAAAUAACACUUGCUCUACAUGCAACGUUCAUUUAUGUUUUACUACAGACCGCAACUGCUUUGUAGAGUACCACUAA
Parnassius apollo (apollo) is the source of this 1311-nucleotide messenger RNA. The record is from the annotation of a GenBank genome assembly. Lineage: Eukaryota; Metazoa; Arthropoda; Insecta; Lepidoptera; Papilionidae.